Rhopalosiphum padi (bird cherry-oat aphid) is the source of this 1517-nucleotide messenger RNA. RefSeq names its product 52 kDa repressor of the inhibitor of the protein kinase-like. The transcript is spliced from 5 exons. Gene Ontology annotation, molecular function: protein dimerization activity. NCBI's taxonomy places the organism in Eukaryota, Metazoa, Arthropoda, Insecta, Hemiptera, Aphididae. Bases 1 to 1230 code for a protein of 409 amino acids. The record is from RefSeq and is a predicted model, not a curated record.
AUGUCACUAGAUCUUGAAAACUGUGUUGGUAUUGGAACAGAUGGAUGUUCGGUCAUGAUCUCUCAACUUCGUGGUGCUGUUUGUAACGAGACAAACAGAGUGUCCAAGGUCCAAAAACAUUGUAUAAAUGCUGUACACAGUCCCUGUUCUAACCACGCAUUAAAUUUAUCAAUUUCAAAGUCAUCAGACGUACAGCUUAACAAUCUUAAAGAAUGCAAACGUUCCAUAAUUAGUUUAUGCGAAACAAGGUGGGUUGAACGUCAUACUAGCAUUUUUGAAUUUCAGUCUUGUUUGUCAGAAAUUAUAGAAAGUUUAACUGACAUAUCUGAAUGGACUGACCAUAUUUCUUCGUCAAAAGCUAAAACACUUUUAAUGGCUGUAACUUGUUGUGAUUUUAUUAUUACCUUAUUUGCAUUAACCGACGUUUUAAGUGUUACACUACCAGCCAGUAGACUUUUGCAAAGUUACGAUAGAGACAUUGCAGAAGCAUCUGAUAUAAUCGAUGGUAUUAUACUUACCCUCUCUGGAAAACGAUCUAAUUGUGAAUCGGACUUUUCACAAUUAUUUGAACAAAGUAAGAAUGUUAUGAAUAAAUUGGACAUUGAUUUAAAAUUACCAAGAAUUGCCAAACGCCAAAUACAAAGAUCUAAUACUCCUGCUCAAUCACUAGAAGAAUAUUAUCGUCGAGUUUUAUAUAUUCCAUUACUUGAAAACAUUUCAGAAGACUUGCAGUCACGUUUUCUUAGUACAAAAACUAAAACAACAUUUAUAUUGAUGCUGCUUAUACCAUCCAAUGUUUUAAACAUAUCAAAUGACAAAAAACACGAACUUCUUCAGGCUGUAACAAAUCACUAUGCAUACUUGGAUAUAAAUAUUUUAGAAUUUCAAGGAGAAAUAGAACUAUGGAAAACCAAAUGGAUUGAAAGUAAAAAUGAAUGUAAAACAAUUCCUGAAAACGUACUAGAAUCAAUUACUCAAUGUAAUAAAAUACUAUUUCCCGGGAUCAGAAAAAUACUGAUAAUAUUAGCUACUUUGCCAGUAAGUGUUGCUUCCGCAGAGAGGAGUUUUUCGACGUUACGCAGAUUAAAAACUUGGUUAAGAAGUCAAAUUGGACAGGAAAGAUUGACUGGUUUGGCACUGUUGCAUGUACAUCGCGAUAUAGAAUUAGAUGCAUGGAAAAUAAUAGAUCGGUUUGCAGAACACAAACGCUUUAAAGAAUUUGUUUUAUAGAAUAAAAAUAAAUAAUUACUUGGGGGCUUAAUUAAAAUAUUAUAAUUAGAUUUUUUUAUUAUUAUUAUGAUUAUUAACUAAAGGUUACAUAUUUGUAUUUUUUUUUACCUAUAAAUAAUUUGUAUGAAUGAAAUUUGCAGAUCAAAAUGACUUGACCAGCAAUAAGUUACUAAUUACUAUGUUCACUUAUAAAUUAGAAUUUAAUAAAUUGAUUAUACUUAUAUUAUUGCUUUUUUUUAAAAAAAUUGUAUAAAAGUCGCCCCCCCCCCCUAAAAACAGGGCCAGAG